Molecule: messenger RNA, 1142 nt
Organism: Cuscuta europaea
Lineage: Eukaryota; Viridiplantae; Streptophyta; Magnoliopsida; Solanales; Convolvulaceae
Source: the annotation of a GenBank genome assembly
CCUGAUUCUUGUUCUAGAAGUCACGGGAAGAACCGUAGUAGCUCAUCGAACAUUCUGAUAUGUUCUUUUAUCUGUCAAUAAAUCCCAUCUUCUGUGCAUUCUCAAACUCAAACCAAUUUAUCUUCUAGUUCUGGUGACCACGUUUUCCGAUUGUAGUACUAUUCAGUAACCUGCAAAUCUCUCAUUCCAUAUCAUCGCCGGCGUUUAUCGAAGAUGAGCACGGUUGUGGACGCGAUAUCUCAACUCCUCAACAUCCCCGGAGCACUCGACAGAAUGAUAUCGCAGGAGGGCGGCGAGAACAGGGGAGCGGGCAACAUUCCGGCCGACAUUCUCGAAACCCCGAAGGAAUACAUUUUCCACCUCGAUGUUCCCGGCUUAUCCAAAUCUGACAUUCAGGUGGCCGUGGAAGGUGAAAACACGCUGGUGGUAAAAAGCAGCGGAAAAAGGAAGCGAGGGGAUGGGAGUGAGGAAGAAGGAUGCAAGUAUCUGAGGCUGGAGAGGAAGAAGACUCCGCAGAAGGUGAUGAGGAAGUUCAGGUUGCCGGAGAAUUGCAACGUGUCGGCCAUCACCGCGAAGUGCGAGAACGGGGUGUUGACGGUGGUGGUGGAGAAGCUUCCUCCUCAGCCCAAGUCCAAGACGAUUGAGGUUUCAAUUUCCUGAGUAGGCUGCUAGUUAGUUUUGUUCCUGUUUCGCUGCAGAUGGAAAUUACUAAGAUGGAUCAGCAAAUUUGUCUCUGUUUCAGUUCCAGUGUUACAGAUUUUGUGGAAGCUAAGAUAAUAAUGAGUAGUAUGUUGGUUGGCUCAAUAGUCCUCCAAAAGUCCUUUCUUCUCCUUUACGAUUUAAGAUCCGCUUGUUUCCACAGCAAUUUAAGUUUUUUUCAGAUUCAGUGUGGUGGAUAUCAUUUUGGAACGACUGUUUUUUGAGAAACUGGUCCGGGUUGAUCCCGGAUAAGCUUUGACUUUUGAGAAGCUGAAAUUCUUAUUUUGAAGAAUAUUCAAAUUAGGAGUUCUGGAAUAUGAAAUUGAAAACGAAUUUGAGAUUGGUGAAGUAGAGGGACCGGAAGAUAGCCAUCGACAUCACCAACAAAAUUAAACGAAAUGUAUAAAGAACGAUUCAAAUUGACUUCACACGUAUUAGAAAAU